This is a messenger RNA of Phytophthora nicotianae INRA-310, 714 nucleotides long. RefSeq lists its product as hypothetical. Bases 1 to 714 code for a protein of 237 amino acids. The transcript has 2 exons. The record is from RefSeq and is a predicted model, not a curated record. Lineage: Eukaryota; Oomycota; Peronosporomycetes; Peronosporales; Peronosporaceae.
AUGGUGAACCUGUUCUUCGUGGGAGACUUGAAAGACAAGAUCGCGGAGAAUCAGAAGUAUUACUUCGCUGCGAGCAAGCUGCAGCUGUUCCUCGCCAGGAAGGGCGACGACAACUGGCUCGAUAGAAGCGGCGCGGAAGCUGUGACGCUCGAUGAACAUGGACACCCGGAAGGCUUUACGCACAUGGAUCCGUUGUUGUGGAUCAAGAACCCGAAGAACUUUGGAGACAGCUUUGAGCCAAACGAAGGGGAAAUCCACGUGUUGGUGAUGGUUCCGGAAGUUGAUCAGGAGCAAUGGGAUGAGCAACGGGCACGCAAGAAGGCCAGAUCAUUGACUGUCAUCGAGGUUGAGAGGAUGAAUUCAAUUGCAGCCACCUUGGAUAUCGACAUGUGGCAAAUUGGUGGCAUCGCACUCGACAUUCGCCACGUCGAGCCGGAUUUUCCCGCUUGGUUCUAUGUUCGGAAGGAAAAGCAGGGCAUCAUCAAGAUAUUCAACGACCGUAUGGAAAAGCAGCUCAGCACUGUGUUUGUGGGGACACCUGGUGUUGGGGAGAGCAUGAUGGUCGUGUUGUUUGCGUUCUUCAUGACGUUGCGUCAACAGAAACGCGUCGUCUUGUUUCGGAAGCUGAAAAAGGAAGGAUUCUCCAUGCUGUACCUUGAUGCAAAGGGCAAGCAAUACCGGCGAGAGAACGUGUUGGAAGUAAAAAAAAGUUGA